AUGAAGAUCCGUCAUACCAGUAAGCAGCACGCUUCGCGUUGUCAUGCCUGGGCUCAGGAACCGCUCCUGGCGAUUCGCUGUGGGGAAGCAGCCCCAGUCCGCAGCUCGCCGUCGGCGGGCGGGGUAACGCCGGGGUGCUCCGUGGCCGGCGCUGCACGCCAGCGCCCCGUGCCCGCUCCGCGAGAGGCUGAGGGAGAGUAUUAUGCAAGAGGAGAUGCUGAAAAUGCAAUGCGAUAUAUCAAUGGAACCAGACUUGAUGAUAGGAUCAUAAGGACAGACUGGGAUGCAGGAUUUAAGGAGGGUAGACAGUAUGGUCGUGGAAGAUCAGGGGGCCAGGUCCGAGAUGAAUAUCGGCAAGACUAUGAUGCUGGAAGAGGUGGCUAUGGCAAAACUGUUCAAUGCCAGUGAAUAGUGAAUGACUCACCAGCCUCACGGGAGAACUAAAUCUGCAUUGUAAAUGUCACCAGGCACAAAGUAGGUCUGUUGCACGCAAAUUUAUGUAGCUAGAAAUUCACAGAAACUACUAUCCGUGUUCCUGUGAUCACAUAAUAUGUUCAAUAUCUCUUCCGUUUUAAUACCAGGA
Messenger RNA from Nipponia nippon (crested ibis), 583 nucleotides. NCBI's taxonomy places the organism in Eukaryota, Metazoa, Chordata, Aves, Pelecaniformes, Threskiornithidae. The record is from RefSeq and is a predicted model, not a curated record.